Thunnus maccoyii (southern bluefin tuna) is the source of this 2165-nucleotide messenger RNA. RefSeq names its product mucolipin TRP cation channel 3a (gene mcoln3a). Bases 378 to 2042 code for a protein of 554 amino acids. Gene Ontology annotation, molecular function: NAADP-sensitive calcium-release channel activity. Gene Ontology annotation, cellular component: plasma membrane; lysosomal membrane. NCBI's taxonomy places the organism in Eukaryota, Metazoa, Chordata, Actinopteri, Scombriformes, Scombridae. The transcript is spliced from 12 exons. The record is from RefSeq and is a predicted model, not a curated record.
CUUUCUGUCUUUCAUGUUUGCUGUUUUUUUUCGCAGUUCUGCUACACUAACCUAAGCUAAGCUACUAAAAUUCACUUACUGAUGCUGAAAAACACACUUUAGUGAUUUUCUACAGCAUUACAGCUUAUUUUAGUACAAUUAGUAUGCACUGCAGAGUAAUAUCUCAAAGAGAGUUGAGAGAAUGACAGCAGUGAGCUCAAGCAGGGGAACCAGUUUGAUAAACAUCAGAAUGACUGGAAUGAUUGAAACUGUCUUCUCUCUCCAGCACUUUUGUAAUGAAUAUUGAACAUUUAAUAAAUCAAAUAUGAAGGGAAAACAUUAACAAAACAAUCAUCAAAAAUAAAACAAAGUUCAAUUCUGUUCUGCCAGUCAGUAUAAUGGAGGACCCGGAGCCUCUGUUGGCUGUUAGGUCGGAGGAGAGGAGGCUCAACGGCCACUGCAGAUGGAGCUCUCAGAUGAAGGUGGUGGAGGAUUUUAGACGGAGGCUGAAGUACUUCUUCAUGAGCCCCUGUGAGAAAUACAAGGCCAGGGGUCGCAAACCAUGGAAACUGAUGCUACAAAUAUUAAAAAUUGUAAUCAUCACAGCCCAGUUAGUCUCAUUUGGACUGAGCAACGAAAUGAUGGUCACCUUCAAAGAUGAAAAUCUGAUGACAUUUAGACAUCUGUUUCUCAAAGGAUACAAAGAUCAGCCGUUGGGAAGCUACGCGCUGUACACAAAAACAGAUGUUUAUGAUCACAUCUACUACAUUAUCAACAGGUACAUCAAUCUCCAAAAUCUGACAGUAGGUAAUCUUGCAUAUGAGAAGGUUGAUGGCGAGUACACUCCUCUGUCUGUCUGCCAAGAGUUUUACAGAAACAGCAGCAUCGAUCCUGGCAAUGAGACCUUUGACAUAGAUCCACAUAUUGAUAGAGAUUGCAUUUCCAUAUACCCUGAGCUGUCCUUACGCAACAGUGGUUUGGCGACACGCGUGAACUUCUCAUUAGAUUUCAAAAGGCUGCUAUCAGUGAACAUCUACCUUACUCUGAAAACCAUCAAUCUGCAGACUGUGAGGCACCAUGAGCUACCAGACUGUUAUGUCUUCCAUAUAAUGAUAAUGUUUGACAACCGUGCAGACAGUGGAAAGAUUAAAGUGGAUAUUGAAAAUGAUGUUGUAAUUUAUGAGUGCAGAGACUGGAACGUGGAAGGAACCUCCGGGAAGAACGACUACCUGCUCUUGUUGCUUGAUUCUGUGGUCAUCCUUGCCUGCUUCACCUCUCUCAUCCUCUGCACGCGAUCUGUCAUCAAUGGCAUCCAACUACAGUUUGAGUUCAACAUAUUCUUUCAUGCCUACUAUAAUAAAAUUGUGACCUGGUCAGACCGUAUGGAGUUUGUGAACGGGUGGUAUUUCCUCAUCAUUGUCAGUGACACACUGACCAUCGCUGGGUCAGCACUCAAAAUUGGAAUACAAACAAAGUACCUGACAAACUAUGAUGUCUGCAGUAUUUUGCUGGGAACAGCCACGAUGCUAGUCUGGGUCGGAGUGAUUCGAUACCUUGGUUUCUUCAAGAAAUACAAUAUCUUGAUAUUAACCUUAAGGGCAGCACUCCCAAAUGUGAUCCGAUUCUGCUGCUGUGCGGCUAUGAUCUACCUCGGGUAUUGUUUCUGUGGUUGGAUUGUGCUUGGGCCUUACCAUGACAAAUUCCGAACACUUGACAAGGUGACAGAGUGCCUCUUCUCGCUCAUCAAUGGGGACGACAUGUACGGCACCUUCCUGAAGAUAAGAUACAAGGGCUACAUGGUGUGGCUAUUCAGCAGACUCUACCUCUAUUCCUUCAUCUCUCUCUUCAUCUACAUGGUGCUCAGCCUGUUCAUCGCUCUCAUUACCGACACCUACGAGACCAUCAAGCAUCACCAGCAAGACAAAGCACCGGUGUCCCAGCUUCAGGCCUUCAUAGCAGAGUGCAGGGAUGAGCCGGAGUCUGGAAGAUACCUGACUGAUGAGGAACCAGCUUCUUGUUGCCUCUCUUCUUGCUGCUUGCCUGGAUGCAGUGAGAAGAUGUAGUUCAAGUUCUACCUUUUGCAAAGUGUUGGCAAAGAGGCAGCAUGAGGCUGAAUAAAGCCCAACAGACUCCUGACUUAUGUUAAUGGAUGAUAAUUACUCAAGUACUGUUACUUGAUGUUUACU